AUGGUUCGCUAUUCGAACCAUCCCUUGUUCUCCACCGUCGAAACAAGGCCUACACUGCGCCUCUUGAACACCGGCGAAGUGUCCCCCCUGAGCUUCUUGCAGAUAUUGUUGAGCACGCUUAACCAUGAAGCAGCUAACCGCACUAAGAAAUAUACCACAAGGGAAGCAAGCAUAUCUGGGCUCGGAGCAACGAGGAAGAGUUCUAUGAGUUGCAACGUUCGCUAUGAGUUAUAUCCUUUUCAUAAGUCUGAUGAUCAGCCAGAAGCGACGGCGCCUACACCGCCUGCGUUUUCUCCUCCAACAAGUUCUUCAGAUCCUCAAGUUGGAAAUGAAAGCCAUAAUUUAGAGCCUCUACAAUUUGGUUUGGCCACUAUUGAAGCUGCAACAAAUAAGUUUUUUCAUGAAAAAUGUUUAGGCCAAGGUGGAUUUGGACAAGUUUACAAGGGUGUUCUUUCAAAUGGUCAAGAAAUAGCUGUCAAGAGACUUUUAAAAAAUUCUGGUCAAGGUGGAGAAGAAUUCAAGAACGAGGUUUUAUUGAUUGCCAAACUUCAGCGCAUACACUUGGUGGCCUUGCUUGGAUUUUGCAUAGAAGAACAAGAGAAAAUCCUUGUUUAUGAAUAUGUUCGGAACCUUGACUCCUUUUUAUUUGUUUUGACAAUCUAUACCUUCUUUAACUCUUACUGA
This is a messenger RNA of Neltuma alba, 684 nucleotides long. Its product is annotated as cysteine-rich receptor-like protein kinase 10. Lineage: Eukaryota; Viridiplantae; Streptophyta; Magnoliopsida; Fabales; Fabaceae. The record is from RefSeq and is a predicted model, not a curated record. Gene Ontology annotation, cellular component: plasma membrane. Gene Ontology annotation, molecular function: protein serine/threonine kinase activity; ATP binding. Bases 1 to 684 code for a protein of 227 amino acids. The transcript has 4 exons. Gene Ontology annotation, biological process: protein phosphorylation; defense response to bacterium.